AUGCCGCCUUAUUCUCGUAAUCGAAAUUCUCCAGUUUUAGCGGCGACAUAUUAUUUUAACACUCCAAACGAUUCCAAUUUCGAUGACAAACUUGAAAAUAAUUUAAUAUUGAGUAUUGGUGAGACUUGUGUAGCGGCAGACGGUCAGAAAGGCAGCUGUUAUGAUACUUCCGAAUGCGUUAGAAGGAGAGGAACACCAAUUGGUCAAUGCAAGAAUCAGAAUCUGGUUUGUUGUAUAUUCCAGAUCAGUUGUGGAGACGUUAUACGCCAAAGUCCCGUGUAUGUUAGAAAUCCGGGAUAUCCACAAUCGCAUAAUAAAGAAAAAAUAUGUAAAAUUAGAAUUGAGAAAGUAAAUUCAACCAUAUGUCAAUUCAAACUGGAAUAUAUAGAUUUCGAUAUUGCUCGUCCCGUCGAUGGUAACUGUACUAACGACGUGUUAAUAAUAACUGGGCACGACGAAAAUAAUAGAAUACCGCGCAUCUGUGGAUUAAAUAAUGGACAGCACAUUUACGUCGAUGUCAGGGAGUCCGGAGAACUUGGCUUACAUAUUAUGAUGAUAGGAAAUAAUUCUAGAAAAUUUAACAUAUUAAUCACACAAAUAUAUUGUUACGGAGAUGAUUUAGCUCCUUCGCAUUGUCUACAGUAUUACACCGAAAGUCAAGGAGAAAUUAAAAGUUUUAACUACGAAGAGCAUACUGCACCAAUGAGGAUGCAAGGUUAUCCUAAUAACUUGGAUUAUGCCAUAUGUUUGAAAAAAAUGCCCGGUUAUUGUUCGGUCACUUAUCAAUUGUCGACGGGGAGAAACGGUGGUCAUUAUCCGUUUGCGGUGGGAACCGCGGCUUCCUCCGCUCUUUCUUCAUCUCCUGUGACUGCUGAAUGCAAAGACGAUUAUUUAGUCAUAAGGGACACCAGACUGUGUAGUGCAGCAAUGGCUCCUUCUCCUACUAGAACCUUAAGAAAUGUAAAUGCGUCUUCACCCAUACUGCUCACAGAUACUACUUCGGGACCGUUUAUCGUCCGUUUUGUAUCAAACGGAGCUCGCAACGCACGAGGAUUCAGUUUGAAAUAUCAACAACAUCCAUGUAAUAAUCAGAAUAACUAA
Molecule: messenger RNA, 1101 nt
Organism: Centruroides sculpturatus (bark scorpion)
Lineage: Eukaryota; Metazoa; Arthropoda; Arachnida; Scorpiones; Buthidae
Exons: 6
Coding region: 1-1101 (366 amino acids)
Source: RefSeq, a predicted model, not a curated record